Molecule: messenger RNA, 1242 nt
Organism: Caenorhabditis bovis
Lineage: Eukaryota; Metazoa; Nematoda; Chromadorea; Rhabditida; Rhabditidae
Source: the annotation of a GenBank genome assembly
AUGAGCCCUGAAGAAGAUAAUGGAACAGUUGACCUGCCAAAAGGCAAAAUCGUCGGAUGCUCGUGGCAGGUGAUCAAGAAGCUGGGCGAAGGCGGCUGCGGUAGUGUGUAUUUGGUGAAGUCGCUCGAUGAUGAUUCGGAGGCGGCGAUGAAGGUCGAAUCGAAUUUCGCCACCGGCGGAUGUGUGCUGAAACUCGAGGUGGCGAUUCUGAAGCGGCUCGCCGGCAAACCGCACGUCGCCCAACUCAUGUGCGCCGCCCGCGUCACCCAAUACAGCUAUAUGGUGAUGACCUUAUUAGGAGACAGUUUGAAUCGAAUUUACAGAAAAAUGGGCCGCGCGUGCACCGUGUCGACACAAGCCCGAAUCGGCGCCAAUAUAUUGUUUUGUCUCAAGCAAAUUCACGAUAUCGGCUUCAUCCAUCGGGAUUUGAAGCCGGCGAAUGUGGCGCUCGGACAACGCGACACCGGCGAGGCGCGCUUCUUCCACGUGUUGGACUUUGGACUCGCCCGACAAUACGUGGUGGCGCACAGCGACGCGCCGAAUAAGCUCGUGAUGAGGCGGCCGCGAGAUCGGGCGCUGUUUCGCGGCACGACGCGCUAUUGCUCGAUUCGAAUGCACGAUCGAUCCGAGCAGGGACGCGUCGACGAUCUCUGGAGUAUGAUUUACAUGCUCGCCGAGUUGCGCGGCCCGUUGCCGUGGGCGCAACAGACCGAUAAGCGCGUCGUCGGCGAGCUGAAACGAAUGCACACGGAUGAGUUCGUCCUUCAGAAUAGUCCGCUCGAGCUUCUCGAAAUCGCCAAACAUUUGAGAACUCUCACCUAUUUCCAUCGGCCCGAUUAUCAUCGAAUUUUUUUGUUGUUUCUCACAAUUAUGGAAAAGGGCAAAUUCAAAUGGGACGAUCCGUUCGAUUGGGAGAACAUCACGCGAGUGUCGAGCGCCAACAAGCAGUCGCCGAAGCCGAGUAGGCGGAAGCCAGGAAAUCGGAGUGUUGGACGUAGUCGCGAGGUGGUGAAUAUGUCGCGCGAGCGGAGUCGAAUGAGCCGCGAAGUUGUCGGCAGCAAGGAAUCGACGAAUAUGAGCCGCGAGUCGAUGACGCCGAGUCGCGAGUCGGCGCCCAUGAGCCGAGAGAAUAUCAACAAUACGAAGCUGUCCAAAGAAGUGGUGGCGAAUGGCACCGAAGACCAAAUGCGAGUGUUGCCAUUCAAUCCGGAAUUCUUUCAAGAAUCGCCGAUCGGCUUCUAA